GGUAUAAAAAGCAUAUGGAACAGGAGACCCGGUCCGACCAGGUUGUGCAGCUAUAAAGCAGCACAAUGAAGUCGCUCAGCCUUGCAGCUCUACUGAUCGGCCUUAUAGCGUUCGAUAACCUUAAGACCUGUCAAGCCAGUAGGCAGUUUACCGAAAGGACGAGCAGAAUCUCCGAAUUUGGAGAUCAGGGUGAAUUUACAGGUGUACCUGUGCAAUAUCUCCUCCGCAGUGGAAACGCACUUGACGCUGACAAUGGUGGCACCACAUCAUACGGCGGAAGUGGAUACGGCGCUGCAUCUCGUGAAUUUCAAGGCGAAAAUACAGGCACACUAGAUGAUGGCGACACCUACGGAAGAAGUGAUGCUGACCAGUAUGGUGGUAUCAAACGCAUUCCUCACCGCAGAGUCAUAUUAAUCCUUAUUGGCAGACGUCCACGGUCACAGGAUGGUGGUGGAUCAGGAGAAGAUCGAGAAAUAUGGGGAAGGCAAGGUGGUGACUAUUCUUCAGGUGAUGAGUCCAUAAGCCAGCGACGAAGGCUAAAACGGUUGCUGCUCAGAAUCCUACUUAAGAAAAUUCUGCUCGCAGCGGCAAGACAGAGGUCAGUGGGCGAAGGAACUGAAGAGGGGCAAGGUGGUGAUGACCUUGGUACAAAGUCACAGUGGGGGCGCAGUGAACCAGGUUGGCAGUCAGGACGGCGUUUAGGCGAAGGCAGUGACUCUGGCUUCACAGAUACAUUUGAUGGCCGUGGAGGCCGGUGGGGAACAGAUGGUCUUGGUGUAGUAAGCGGACCUGUAUCGGUGAGGCUCGGGGGGCAAAAUACAGGAGACAGUAGUGACUUGUACGGAUCAGGUAAUGAACAGGGUCCUCAAAACGGCCCCUACUGGAUACCUAGCGAAACCUCAAGUGAUGUCACAGGUGGCAUUCCCAGAACGAGCGGUGAAGGAGGUGGCGGAUACUUCAGCGACGCCGCAAAUGGUGGUACCGGUUACGGCAGUCUCAGUCACAUGACAAAUCUUGGUGUUGGAAGUCAACGAAUUCCAUUUAACGAAAUGUACGGUUCUGGGAGCGGAGGAUUAAACGACUUGAGAGGUUUCGAAAGUUCCAGUGAUAGUUUUUCAGCCCAACCAAAUACAUGGCAGGGAACUGGUAGCAGCUUUGCACAGGACCAGAAUCCCCUUGUACGAAGCAAUGAAGGCACCUCAUAUGGUGGAAUCUCAGCAGACCUGCAAUCUGCGAACCCAGGACGCAACUAUUACGCAAAUUUAAUACCAUAUCAAGAUUUGAGGAGAGUGCCUAGCACAUACGUUGAAAGUGGCCAGGCAGGCAGCCUUGGCGGCAGCUACGACACCAGGCUUGGAGAAACACCUGUCAAUGCAUUCGGCGUCGCCUCAAAUGCCGGAUACAGUGGAGUAUUCGGAGGAUCACCAGGUCAAAACCAGGCAGGAUCAAGAGGAAUCAAUGAAGCUUACCAUGGCAGCAAUUCACCUAACGUAAAGACGGCUAGUGUGAACACGGAAUGGCCACAGCAAAGAUCUUAAAAUGCUUGUUUUCCUAAACGACCCUAAAUGGGAUCUGCCUCAUGCAAGCAGACAUUACAGCCCGCGCAACGUAUUUUGAUUCAUUUGCUCAUUUUUUUUGUUCUUCAAAAUAAAAACCCGACACCCUUGGU
Dermacentor andersoni is the source of this 1669-nucleotide messenger RNA. RefSeq lists its product as uncharacterized. The record is from RefSeq and is a predicted model, not a curated record. NCBI's taxonomy places the organism in Eukaryota, Metazoa, Arthropoda, Arachnida, Ixodida, Ixodidae.